This is a messenger RNA of Ctenopharyngodon idella (grass carp), 2662 nucleotides long. RefSeq names its product C3a anaphylatoxin chemotactic receptor-like. Gene Ontology annotation, biological process: positive regulation of cytosolic calcium ion concentration; complement receptor mediated signaling pathway; inflammatory response. Gene Ontology annotation, molecular function: G protein-coupled receptor activity; complement receptor activity. NCBI's taxonomy places the organism in Eukaryota, Metazoa, Chordata, Actinopteri, Cypriniformes, Xenocyprididae. The transcript is spliced from 2 exons. The record is from RefSeq and is a predicted model, not a curated record. Bases 726 to 1784 code for a protein of 352 amino acids. Gene Ontology annotation, cellular component: plasma membrane.
UGUCCAUUUUGGAGAUAAAUGAUGAACCAGUCUGAAUGGCUUAAAAGGUCUGCCCUUUUGAUAAGUUCACAUUUAUUCAUUUAGCAGAUGCUUUUAGUAAAAGUGAAUUACAAAUGAGCAGCACAACAAGCGAUUCAUCCUAGCACUAGCGUAAGAAGUACUGUAAUGCAAAUUGUUCAAAAUAAAAAGAAUUAGAAUAGAGAGGAUUUUUUUUUUUUUAACGUUAAGCCACAGAAAGGAUUGUUUAUGAAGGAAGAAGAUUACGGCCUCUAGAUGGCGCUCUCUGUACUGCUUUUAACACUCAAGAAGAAAGAUAAACUUAUAUUAUCAAUGCAUAUAUUAUAUUGCAUUUUUUUUUUUUUUUUUUUUUUUACAUAGUAUUAUAUAAUCAUGCUCAAAACACCAGUGCAGAACUAUAAUUUUCUACUCUGUCCUUUAUUCUUAGUUGCUGUUGUCAUAAAUAUUUGGAUUUUUUUUUUUUUUUUAUGUUAAUAAACGAUGUGGUUCUAUUUUGGGUUCCCAUGGAAGACUGUAACUUUAACCUUUGAAAGCAGAUAUUCAAAAUAGUUUUCUACAGAUGCAUAGUUCCCUUGAUGCAUCAUCACUCCACCCCACUUUCUCUUUCAUACAAAUAAAGGGGAAACAACCACCAAUUGUUCAUGUGAAGACGUUGUUGUGAGCUUUGAUAACACACCUGCAGGAAUAACGGAAGGAAAGGACUGAAAAUGGAGAAUGUGACCAAUGCAACAACGCUGCAAGAACCCUUAUCAAGCAUUGAAAUCUUCAAUAUAUUCAUAUAUUUUGUCGUCUUCGCUCUGGGUAUUGUUGGAAACGGGCUCGUCAUAUUUGUGACUGGCUACAAAAUGAAGACGACCGUCAACUCCAUUUGGUUUCUCAACUUGGCAAUUGCAGACUUCAUCUUCAUCUUAAUCAUCAUCCUCUACAUUGUUACUGCCUUUAACAAGAUGGCUUGGCACUUCGGUGACUUCAUGUGCAAGUUUGUCAGCUUUGUGGCGGUGCUUAACAUGUUUGCCAGCAUUUUUCUGCUGACUGCUAUCAGUCUUGACCGAUGCCUGUCCACAUGGGUGAUUGUUUGGGCUCAAAAUAAACGAACUCUGGUCAAAGCCAGGAUCAUCUGUGCACUCAUGUGGGUUUUAUCCAUCCUCUGCAGCAUUCCCUUUGUCAUCAACCGCUUGGAAAAGAGUAACCGAUGCACGUAUAAUACCUUGAGUAUCUUCAAGUCUCUGGUCAUAUACAGGUUUAUGGUGGGUUUUCUCAUCCCCUUCCUGAUCAUUGCAUCUUCAUACAUUGCUAUUGGAGUUCGGGCCAAACGUCUCAAAAGAGGAAAGAAGCUUAAGCCUUUCCGGGUCAUUAUAUCUGUGAUCAUGGCCUUUUUCAUAUGCUGGUUUCCUUUUCAUGUUCAACAGCUGUGUACUGUAAUUGCACUCGAGAAUAAGUGGAGUGGCUUUAUUAUAGAAGUAAUAACUGACAUAGGACCUUUUGUAAACUGCCUGGUUCAUCUCAACAGCUGUCUGAACCCCAUUCUCUAUGUGUUCAUGUGUGAGGAGUUUAAGAAGAAGCUUAAACAGUCUCUGCUGCUGGUGCUGGAGUCGGCGUUUGCUGAAGAACAUCUUUCUUUUCGAUUAUCCCGCCCUUCCACUUGUUCUGGCCUCUCAGAAUCACAAGGUCUCAAGACGAACGACACAACCAUCUCGUCAACAAACAAAUACAACAAAACAAGCUUUCAGAAGAUCAGUCCUGAAGAUAUUCAUUCCUUCUAUUAGACUAAAGUGGUCCAAUAUAGCAUAUUAACAAGCUCUCCACUUUGCUCCCAUGCAAGAUCAGCAGAGGUUCAAAGCCAUAUUUGUUCUGAAGAAAAUCUAAAGAUGUAAUUUAUGUGCCAUUAAAAUUACUUUUCAGACAGGAGAACAGACCCCGUUUUGCAUUGGUUGGACAAACAGAUAGUUCCGCCCCAAACUCACACCAUUGGUUGACUCACUGUGUUGUUGCAUCUAUAGUGGUUGGGAUGCUAAAAUGUUUUAUAUUGUUUAUGCUUUUUGUGGGAAACAUACAAAUGUUUUAUUGUGUACUUGUCUCUGCUUGUUUAAGAGCCUUUGGGGAAAUAUUUAAACACUGAAAAAUAUUUUCAACAUAUUUUUUCUUGUUUUACCUUUUUACUGCAUUUCAUUUUUAUUGACAUUAAGCCACAUUUGUAAUAGGCUUCUGUUAAUUUAGUGCUACUGUAUAUUUUGCUAAUGUUUAUUCAUUCACCAAAACUGAAGAAAUUCCUCCUGAAACAUUCUGUCUCUAAUCUUCCUUUUUUUUUUUUUUUUUUUAAGAACAUUUUUUUAUGUUAAAUUCUGUUUACUUUUGCUUUUAUUUUUAGGCAUAACACAAAAGUCACAGUGUUAAACCUACCAUGAUUUUACUAUGGCAACUAAUUAUGUUUUACAGGUCAGCUCCAACACUGGCUAUAUUAUAUGGGCUCUAUUAUUGUAAUAUGAAGAAUAAAUAAAAUAAAGAAGCAUAAAUCCAUCCAUCAAUCCAUCCAUCCAUCCAUCCAUCCAUCCAUCACCACAUGAUCAAAGCUAAUUAUUUUCCAUGAGUUAUACACUGAAUGGAGAAACUUGAGUUCCUUGUGCAAGAGCAGUGUUUACCAACC